GCCACCGCCCCUCCAGUUCAUGAGUUCAUUUCAUGUUGCUAUUCCGCCUCGACCUCGUCGAAAUCUCAAAUCAAAUCAAACCAAUCAACAAUUAAGUCUCGGCGAGCGGACUUCUUUGCGAGGCAAGAAGGUUUGCGUGAUUCUGGUUAAAUUUAUCUCAAUCAAGGAAUCUGCUGUGUGUCUCCGGUUUUCACAAUGUUCCGCUCUUCAAUGAUGGCACCACAAAUGUCUGCACAAGAAGAACAGGAAAAGAUGCUUGAUGAAGCAUUGGGCAUCGUGAAAACACAAGCAUUUCAAAUGAAACGCUCCCUCGACGGUGGAAAACUAAUGGACGGAUUAAAAAAUGCAUCAACUAUGCUUGGAGAGCUCCGAACGUCCUUGUUGUCACCAAAAAGUUACUAUGAACUAUACAUGGCAAUCACUGAUGAGCUACGGCACCUUGAGCUCCACCUUUAUGAUGAGUUCCAGAAAGGUCGUAAAGUUACUGAUCUGUAUGAACUAGUUCAAUACGCAGGGAACAUUGUUCCUCGAUUGUAUCUUCUGAUCACAGUUGGUUUGGUCUACAUCAAAACUAACUCUUGUUUGAAGCGUGAUCUUCUUCGUGAUUUAGUUGAAAUGUGUCGCGGAGUACAACAUCCACUACGAGGACUGUUCCUACGUAACUAUCUUCUUCAAGUUACUAGGAACAUCCUACCUGACAAUCCUGAAGACAAUGCUGAAGAGUCUGAAGGCACGGUUCGAGAUGCUGUUGACUUUGUACUGAUGAAUUUUGCGGAAAUGAACAAGCUUUGGGUAAGAAUGCAGCAUCAGGGUCAUUCACGUGAUAAGGAACGAAGAGAGAGGGAGAGAGAAGAACUUAAAAUUUUAGUUGGGACUAAUUUGGUGAGAUUGUCUCAGCUUGAGAAUGUAAAUUUAGAACUGUAUAAGAAGCUUGUGCUGCCUGGAAUCCUAGAACAGGUUGUGAGUUGUAGAGAUGCUAUUGCUCAAGAAUAUCUUAUGGAAUGUAUUAUUCAGGUUUUCCCAGAUGAAUUCCACCUGCAAACACUUAAUGCCUUUUUAGAGUCCUGUGCACAGUUGCAGCCUGGUGUGAAUGUCAAGAAUGUCAUCAUAUCACUAGUUGACAGAUUGGCAACAUUUUCACAGCGCAAUGAGUCAUCAGGUGGAAUUCCUAAUGAUGUCAAGUUAUUUGAUAUUUUCUCUGAACAAGUGGCUUCUGUUAUUCAAUCUCGUCAAGAUAUGCCACCCGAGGACAUGGUCUCCUUAGAGGUUUCUUUGGUAAAUCUUGCCCACAAGUGCUAUGCAGAUAGGGUUGACUAUGUUGAUAAAGUCUUGGGUAGUACACUAAAUAUAUUUGAGAAACUCAAUGUUGAAAGAGUCAGCUAUGAGAGUGCAGUCUCCCGAGAGUUAAUGCGGCUAAUGAAAAUUCCUUUGGACCAAUAUAAUAACAUAUUGACAGUGCUGAAGCUCCAACAGUAUGCACCUCUUCUCGAAUACUUUGACUAUAGAGGGCGCAAGUCUCUAGCAGCUUAUGUCAUUACUAAUAUCCUUGAAAAUGACACACUUAUCCCAACCCCAGAGCAGGUUGACACAGUUUUAACAAUGGUUGCUUCGCUUAUUGCUGAUCAACCAGACCAACCUCAUGAGGAGGAGGAUCCAGAAGACUUUGCAGAAGAACAAGGACUUGUAGGCAGAUUGAUUCACCAUCUCAAAUCUGAUGUUCCUGACCAGCAAUACCUUAUCCUUAGUGCUGCAAGGAAACAUCUUGGUGCAGGUGGAAAUAGGAGAAUCAAGUUCACUCUCCCUCCAAUAGUUUUCCAAGCAUACCAACUUGCAUAUAAAUAUAAGGCACUGAAAGAUCAGGAUGACAUGUGGGAAAAAAAGUGCCAGAAAAUCUUCAAGUUUUGUCAUCAAACUAUAACUGCCUUAAUGAAAGCAGAGUUAGCUGAAUUGCCACUUCGACUCUUUCUUCAAGGUGCAUUAGCUGUUGGAAGGAUACAGUUUGAAGAUUAUGAAACAGUUGCCUACGAGUUCAUUUCACAAGCAUUUUCUAUAUACGAGGAUGAAAUCUCUGAUAGUAAAGCACAGCUUGCGGCCAUGACGUUGAUGGUUGGCACAUUUGAACAAUUAGCUUGUCUGAGUGAAGAAAAUGCAGAACCAGUUCGUACUCAAUGUACUCUAGCAGCUUCUAAACUCCUCAAAAAGCCCGACCAGUGUCGUGGUGUAGCCACAUGUUGUCAUCUAUUUUGGUCUGGGAAAACAAUUGCAGGAGAGGAGAGACAUGAUGGAAAACGCGUCCUUGACUGCCUUAAGAAAGGUGUACGUAUUGCAAACCAAUGCAUGGAUUCAUCAGUCCAAGUGCAACUUUUCGUUGAGCUUCUCAACCAUUAUUUGUACUUUUACGAGAAAGGAAAUGAUCAGGUCACAGUUCAAAUGUUGAAUCAUCUUAUUAGUAAAAUUCAUGAAGAGCUACCUAAUUUAGAAACAAAUGAAGAAACAGAGCAAAUCAGUAAACAUUUUAGUAACACUGUAGAACACCUUCGCAAUAGAAUGGAGUCACCUGAAGCUGAUGGUGUAAGUUAUGAAGGACUUGUUCUUUAAGAUAAGGUUACUUAUCCUGUAUGUUCUAUAAUUGUAAGAAAGUGUCAGAUUGGUUUUGUAGAAACAUAUAAUCUCAUCUUUUAAGAAAGGGAUCUGAAGUUCCUCCUUCAUUUGCUCCAAUUCGUAUUCCUUCACAGGGUUUUCCAGAUACUGUUUUGUGUUUAAACCUGUUUAUGUAUUCUAUGUAAAAACAUGUGGACUGUGUGUGUCUUCUAGAGAUGCCAUUCCUGUUCACAUUUUUCAUCAUACCUCUUUAAGGUACUAUUCUGGGAUGACGGAAAUGUAAUGUUUCAUUUGUUAAAGAGAUCCAUGUUAAGUUGUUUUAACUGAAUCAUAGCACCUUGGUGCAGCAAAUGUUUAAAUUGUAAACUUCAUUUGUUAUGCCAUUUAUAUGAAUUCUGAGUAUUUAUUAAUACUGAAGCUUUUACCCUCAGUCCAGCAUUUUCAAAAUAUUCAGAUUAAUUUUUGGUAAUAACCUAAAGAAAUUUUUAAUUUUAAGGGGCUUAACAACUCACCAUAUUGACUGUGAUGACUCCAUAGAUAAGCAAAGUAAGAAUUUGUUUGCUCUUAAUGAAAGAAACCAGCCUUUUCACGGCUUUCUUUUAUAACGUUUCUUGCAUGUUGGGCUUGCAUCCAAAUUUGACUUCUGAAAUGUUCGUUCUCUUGUUACAGUACUUUUAAUUUUAAUUGUAGAUAUAUUUUCCGUUUUCUCAUAAAUGAAACAAUUUUAGAUUAAUAUUCCAAUAACAUGUUUUUGUUUGGUUGCAAGCUCAAAAAAUUAUAAGGAAUGAGAGCAUACUCUCACAAUGAGAGAUUUGAUAUUUUUGAGAAUUUUGUAUCAUUUUUAUGAAUGAUUGUAUCAAAACAAAUUUUAAUCAAUUUCAUUCUAUGUAUCUAAUUUAAGGUAAAGUGUUCUGCUGGUCAGUAAGCCUCUUACCCGACCUGUUCUAUCAAUUAUACAUUUAUCUUUGUUUGUUAACUCUUUGCAAGUUAAAAUUUAAAAGGGAUUUUUUAAAUAUAAAACUGGUGUCCCCUUUUUGAUUUUUCAAAAUGUAUUAAUGUACUGUAUAUACCUGAUGGUAUAAUUGGAACUGUUGUUAUUGUAUACUAUGUGUACUGUAAUGAACUUCCUUGUCUGUUGAUCAUAGUUGAAGCUGUUGGUCCAGAAAUAUUACUUCCAUUUCUGGCGAUCAACAGCUGCACUAGUUAUUUACUCAUAAGUCCAAUGAUGUGAAAUGAAUAAAUUUAUUGUAUGAUAUUA
Frankliniella occidentalis (western flower thrips) is the source of this 3859-nucleotide messenger RNA. It is a transcript of the gene Vps35, whose product is annotated as vacuolar protein sorting-associated protein 35. The record is from RefSeq and is a predicted model, not a curated record. Gene Ontology annotation, biological process: retrograde transport, endosome to Golgi; intracellular protein transport. The transcript has 15 exons. Gene Ontology annotation, cellular component: retromer complex; retromer, cargo-selective complex; late endosome. The coding region runs from base 196 to 2598 and encodes 800 amino acids. NCBI's taxonomy places the organism in Eukaryota, Metazoa, Arthropoda, Insecta, Thysanoptera, Thripidae.